AUGACAACAAGAACGAAUCGGUUUUGUUUGUCGAAAAGAAAAUUGUCUACUCGUGUACGCGCAAUAAAUAGUGAUACCCAUAUUUUUGAUGUUAUUGUGUAUAUAAUAUAAAUUGUCAAAAUUGUGUAAAGCUUACAUUUGCAGGAUCAGUGUAACUACUAUCUUACUAAAACAGUUUAUUGCUGCACUCCGUGUAAGUUUAAUCCGUAAAAACGGCUUCAGAAAAACUAAACACCACUGACCAGCCGAACUACAAUACAAUGUAUCAAAAUCAAGGCUACCCACAAGGUGGGUAUCCCCCACCGGGCGGAUACCCGCAAGGGGGCUACCCACAAGGGGGUUACCCCCCGCAAGGAGGCUAUCCGCCACCGGGGGGCUACCCCCAAGGUGGCUACCCACAACCCGGUUACCCCUCUGCUCCCCAACCUGGAUAUGGAGGCUACGGUGAACAACCAGGAUACGGCGGGCCGUCGGACGCCGUCGGCGAGGAUGGGGAAGUCAAGGGUUUCGAUUUCACCGAGCAGACUAUCAGAAGGGCUUUUGUUCGAAAAGUGUACUCGAUCCUGAUGUGUCAACUGCUAGUCACAAUGGCUUUUAUAUCGCUGUUUCUAUUCCAUCAUCCCACCAAAGUGUGGGUGCACAAUAAUCCCGGCAUGUUUUGGGUGGCAUUCGCGGUGACCUUCGUGACACUGAUCGUGAUGGCGUGCUGCGGCGACGUGCGCCGGAAGGCUCCCAUGAACUUCAUAUUCCUCGGCAUAUUCACGCUCGCGCAGAGUUUCCUGCUAGGUGUCGCCUCGAGCGUCUACGACGUUGAUGCUGUGUUGAUGGCAGUAGGUAUAACGGCAGCGGUAUGCCUCGCCCUCACGCUGUUCGCGCUGCAGACCAAGUGGGACUUCACAGUGAUGGGCGGCGUGUUGCUGUGUGCCACUGUCGUGCUGCUCAUCUUUGGUCUAAUCGCCAUAUUCAUCCCUCGCAACAACAUAGUAACGCUGGUGUACGCGUCGUUGGGCGCUCUGCUGUUCUCCUUCUACCUGAUCUACGACACCCAACUGAUGAUGGGAGGCAAGCACAAGUACAGCAUCUCCCCCGAGGAAUAUAUCUUCGCAUCGCUCAACCUGUACCUGGAUAUAGUCAACAUCUUCCUGUACAUUUUGACCAUCAUUGGUGCCUCCAGAAACUAGGAUUCGGUGUAAGGGCAUCGGUCGUGUUCUGGAUUUAGUGCAGCUUUAUUUAAUUAACAUUCUGUUUUGUUGGACCCAUUUUUGUAUUGCAUUUAUGUGUUGAUUUGAAUAUAACCUCUUUAUUCGUAAAAGCGUAAAAUAAA
This is a messenger RNA of Galleria mellonella (greater wax moth), 1324 nucleotides long. It is a transcript of the gene Grina, whose product is annotated as protein lifeguard 1. The transcript has 8 exons. Gene Ontology annotation, cellular component: membrane. The coding region runs from base 261 to 1181 and encodes 306 amino acids. Lineage: Eukaryota; Metazoa; Arthropoda; Insecta; Lepidoptera; Pyralidae. The record is from RefSeq and is a predicted model, not a curated record.